Lithohypha guttulata is the source of this 2943-nucleotide messenger RNA. It is a transcript of the gene SFB3, whose product is annotated as COPII coat Sec23p-Sfb3p heterodimer component. Gene Ontology annotation, cellular component: COPII vesicle coat; endoplasmic reticulum exit site. NCBI's taxonomy places the organism in Eukaryota, Fungi, Ascomycota, Eurotiomycetes, Chaetothyriales, Trichomeriaceae. The coding region runs from base 1 to 2943 and encodes 980 amino acids. Gene Ontology annotation, biological process: intracellular protein transport; COPII-coated vesicle cargo loading; endoplasmic reticulum to Golgi vesicle-mediated transport. Gene Ontology annotation, molecular function: zinc ion binding; SNARE binding. The transcript has 2 exons. The record is from RefSeq and is a predicted model, not a curated record.
AUGGCCGACCAAUAUGCUGGACAGUAUGCUGGUGGACAGCAAUACUACCAGCAAGGUCAGGACCCGAGACAGCAGUACAACAACGCCUCUCCAUACCCGCAGCAGCCUCAGAAUCCUGUAGGUGCAACCUACGGUCAACCAGGCAUAGCACCAGCGAAUUCGCAACAGUUCCCAGGUCAAGAUGGAGGAGUUAAUGGUCUUGCGGGCCAGAUGGCGAACAUGGGUGUCGGACAGCCUCAUGCGAGGAGGAAGAAGGAACGGCAUGCCUACCAUGAUAUCAGCUCGUCAGCGAAUGCACCUCCUCCGGCGGCAGCGAACUUUCAGGCCAAUGCUCAAUUCCUACAACCAGGCCAGUCACAGCAGCAGGGACAACCCGGUCCAAGCCCAGGACUUUCAACAGCACCUAUGCUGAACGCCGGAGACAGACUGCGCAUGGGAGAAGAAGCAGUGACCACACAAGGCAAAGUUGAUCCAGAGCAGCUUCCGAGUGUGGCAAGAUCAAGAGACCUCCAGACACUACAGUAUCAGAAGGAGGUAUACCCUACAAUGGAGAAGCACUUACCUCCUGCUGCCGCUACACCUUUCGUCGCCUACGAUCAGGGCAACUCCGCUCCUAAAUUCGCCCGAUUGACCGUCAAUAAUAUUCCUGCAUCAGCAGAAGCCAUGAACUCAACGGCUCUACCAUUAGGCCUAAUAUUACAGCCGCUGGCUCCUCUGCAGGAGGGCGAACACCCGAUACCUGUGCUCGACUUCGGCGAGGCUGGACCUCCAAGAUGUCGAAGGUGUAGAACAUAUAUAAAUCCUUUUAUGACUUUCAAAUCUGGUGGAAACAAGCUGGUCUGCAACAUGUGUAGCUUCGCGAACGAUGUACCGCCGGAAUAUUAUGCGCCAACGGAUGUCUCUGGUAUUCGGGUCGACAGAAUGCAGCGGCCCGAGCUCAUGCUUGGAACGGUCGAAUUUACAGUACCUAAGGAGUACUGGUCUAAAGAACCUGUUGGACUUCGAUACUUGUUCUUGAUUGACACAUCACAGGAAGCUAUCAAUCGCGGUCUACUGGCUGCUACCUGCCAAGGCAUACUAAAUGCGUUAUACGGUCCAGACCCCGACGAGGAGGAAGAAGAAGAAGAGUCGGACGAGCCGCGACCAACUCGAAUACCUGUCGGCUCCAAGGUUGGUAUCGUCACUUUUGACAAGGACAUACACUUCUACAAUCUAAGCCCAGGCUUGACCACCGCUCAGAUGAUGGUGAUGCCGGAUCUGGAAGAUCCUUUUGUCGCUCUGGCAACUGGUUUGUUCGUUGAUCCCAUAGAGUCAAAGUCAGUCAUUGUGUCUAUACUGAGAGCACUUCCGAACAUGUUUACACUCAUCAGAAAUCCGGAACCAGCAUUGCUACCAGCACUCAAUGCUGCUUUGGCCGCACUGACCGCUACCGGUGGAAAGAUCAUAUGUUCGUUAUCCUCCUUACCUACCUGGGGUCCUGGGCGACUUCAUCUCCGAGACGAUGGAAAGGGUAGAGAUACUGAUCAUGAAAAGAAAUUGUUCACGACCGAGCACCCUGGCUUCAAAAAGACUGCUAGUGCUAUGGUAACGGCUGGAAUUGGUGUCGACUUUUUCAUCGCUGCUCCAGGUGGUGGCUACAUGGAUAUCGCUACGAUAGGACACCUUGCUAGGCUAACUGGAGGUGAGAUCUUCUUCUAUCCAAAUUUCAUGGCGCCACGAGAUUCCUUCAAGUACACAUCCGAACUAGAGCAUGCUAUAACGCGAGAAAUCGGCUUUCAAGCAUUAAUGAAAGUACGUUGCUCAAAUGGCCUCCAAGUUGCCGCUUACCACGGUGGCUUCCUACAACAUUCUUUUGGUGCUGAUCUGGAGAUUGGUUCUAUUGACGCAGACAAGGCUCUAGCCGUAAUAUUCUCCUACGACGGCAAGCUCGAUUCGAAACUAGACGCACAUUUCCAGACCGCGCUACUGUACACAUCAGCCUCAGGUCAGCGGAGAGUACGUUGCAUCAACAUUGUUGCUGGUGUCAACGACAGCGCAACGGACACAAUGCAAACAGUGGACCAGGACGCCGUUGUCAGCAUACUGGCGAAAGAAGCUGCGUCGAAAAUAUCGGAGAAGUCCUUGAAAGACAUUCGAGCCAAUCUUACAGAGAAGACCAUUGACAUUCUUGCUGCGUACAGGAAAAACUUCUCAGGUUCGCAUCCACCAGGUCAACUCGUACUGCCAGAGCAUCUGAAGGAGUUCUCUAUGUACAUGCUCGGCUUGAUCAAGUCUCGAGCCUUCAAGGGUGGUAUGGAGCCAACUGAUCGUCGUGUUCACUCUGCUCGUCUUCUUCGUUCAGCAGGCGUGAACGAAACGAGUCUUUACCUCUAUCCUCGAAUCUACCCAAUCCACAACCUGAAUCCCGAAGAUUGCUUCGCCGACGCCACUACUGGCCAACUAGUCGUACCACAAACUCUCCGCGCCAGCUAUGCUCGCAUCGAAGAGGGUGGCGCCUACCUUGUUGAUAACGGUCAAUUCGUCCUUCUUUGGCUGCAUGCUCAAGUCUCUCCGAAUCUCCUAGAAGACCUAUUUGGCCCUGGCUUUGACAGUCUGCAAGCUUUUGAUCCACAAAUCAACCAAAUUCCGGUUCUGGAAACUCAUCUUAAUGCUCAGGUACGGAAUCUCCUCGCAUACGUGUCUACCCCCUCCUGCCGAGGCUCAAAAUCCGGUCUCUCAAUUCAACUUGCACGUCAAGGCCUCGAUGGAAGCGAAUUUGAAUUCGCCAGACUGCUCGUCGAAGACCGCAACAACGAGGCCCAAAGCUACGUCGACUGGCUCGUCCACGUUCACAGAGCGAUACAAAUGGAACUCAGCGGCCAACGAAAGAAAGAGGUGGCAGCAGCAGAAGGUGAAAGCGUAGUACAGCAGCUCACAGGCCUGCGAGCACCCUACUGGAACUAG